Molecule: messenger RNA, 846 nt
Organism: Mercurialis annua (annual mercury)
Lineage: Eukaryota; Viridiplantae; Streptophyta; Magnoliopsida; Malpighiales; Euphorbiaceae
Exons: 1
Coding region: 1-846 (281 amino acids)
Source: RefSeq, a predicted model, not a curated record
AUGGAUAAAAGUUGGAUGAAACUUAGGAAUAAGUUUAGUUCUGAAUAUAUUCAAGGAGUUCGUAACUUUUUGGAUGUUGCAAAAGUUCAAGUCGAUUGUAAUGGAAGAAUUCGAUGUCCUUGCAAACGGUGUAAUAAUUGUUACUUUAAAUCAGUAACAGAUGUUCGACGAGACCUGUUUCAAAAUGGUAUUCUUGAAGAUUAUACUACAUGGGUACACCAUGGUGAGAGUUCUCAGGUUGAUAAUAGUAAUGAUGACAUUCGUAAUCAAGUAGAAGACCAACAUGAUGAAAUUUCAGAAAUGUUAAUUGACAUGCAAAAUUCAGCUUUUAUAGAAACUAAUAUGGCUGGGAACAAAACCAGCCAUAAUACAAGUGUGCCUGAAAAGGAAGUGGAAAAAUUUGCAAAGUUGUUUAAUGAUGCAGAAUGCAAGUUAUAUCCAAGCAGUAAGAAAUAUUCAAAGUUGUCAUUCCUUUUCAAGAUGAUGUACAACAAAAUAAUUACUAACUCUAGCAUCAAGUCUUUUAGUCUAAACUUAGAAUUGUUCAAAGAUGCUCUUCCAGAAGGGGAAACACUUCCUAAUUCUUACUAUGAGGUGAAAAAAUUAAUGUGCGACCUCGGUCUUGGUUAUAUCACCAUAAAUGCAUGUGUGAAUGAUUGCAUACUAUAUUGGAAAGAGCAUGAAAAUCUCGACAAAUGUCCAAGUCCUAAUUGUGGAGCCUCUAGGUGGAAACUCAAUUUGGGUAAAAGAAGAAAAAUUGCACAAAAGAUACUAAGAUAUUUUCCAUUAAAACCUAGACUUCAACGAUUAUUUAUGUCUAAAGAAAGCUCUAGAGAUAUGAGGUAG